GCCGUGAUGACGCUGACAUGCAGCGUAUUAUAUGGAGAGGUACAGAAGGAGAGCCAGCAGCCUAUCGAUUGCUAACAGUCACGUACGGUUUAAAUUGCUCACCAUAUCUUGCAAUUAAAGUGCUGCAAACAUUAGCUGAUGAUGAAGAGUCAACUUAUCCUGAGGCGUCUAAGGUCUUGCGAGAAUCAUUUUACGUAGACGACUGUUUGCAUGGAGCUGACUCCGUCGAUGCUGCUUUGGAAAUCCAGUACCAACUGCGACAGUUACUCCAAAGAGGUGGUUUCGUCCUACGAAAGUGGAGCUCAAACGCUGAAGACUUCAUGCAGCGGUUAAGUGCAGAUGACAAAGAGAAUACUAUUUGUUGCAACCUCAACCUGGACCGUACAACUAAAGCUCUUGGCAUUUAUUGGCUCUGUGAUUCAGACUCUUUGACAUAUAAGGGUUACUAGCGCCGAUAACUGUAACUGGAAAAGCUAUGUGUCAGAAGUUGUGGGUGGCCGGUUUAAACUGGGAUGACCCAAUUCCCGAACCACUUCAGCAAGAAUGGCAACGGUUUCGAAAGGAGCUAGGUGAAGUUGAGCGUCUUAGAAUUCCAAGGUGGCUCGGUGUAGAACCUAACUCUAGAGGUUACCAACUGCAUGUCUUUUCCGAUGCGUCCGCCAUAGCAUAUGCUGCGGUAGCAUAUCUCAGGUUCGACACAGCGCCGAGAAACGUACAUGUUGCCAUUUUGGCUGCGAA
Messenger RNA from Rhagoletis zephyria (snowberry fruit fly), 738 nucleotides. RefSeq lists its product as uncharacterized. The record is from RefSeq and is a predicted model, not a curated record. NCBI's taxonomy places the organism in Eukaryota, Metazoa, Arthropoda, Insecta, Diptera, Tephritidae.